Prunus armeniaca (apricot) is the source of this 531-nucleotide messenger RNA. NCBI's taxonomy places the organism in Eukaryota, Viridiplantae, Streptophyta, Magnoliopsida, Rosales, Rosaceae. The record is from the annotation of a GenBank genome assembly.
AUGAAUGAUACAAACAUAGAGGAAGAGAAGAAGGCCGCGGUGGAAGACACUUUGAGACGGCUAUAUGGUUUUUGGGCCGAAAGAGCGGUCGAGCAUGGGUCCACCGCCAACUUGGUAGAAUUUCUUCAUGAAAGUCUGGAGGAUGAUGCACUUGAGCUCGAAGAAGUAGAGUUGGCGCCAAGUGAGAUAGAUGAUUCAAAGGCGGAAGUCCAAGACCCUUUGUUAGAAAUCAACUUGGGGAUGGAAGACAACCAUCGACCGAUCUACAUCAGUGGUCUAAUGGAGCCAGAACUUCGGGUCAAGAUGGAAGAGCUUUUGAGAGAGUUCAAGGAUUGCUUUGCUUGGGAUUACACCGAGAUGCCUAGAUUGAGUCGUGACUUGGUCGAGCAUCGCCUACGAACAGUGGAAGAUUUCAAGCCCUUUAAGCAGUCGCCUCGCCGGAUGUUGGCGGAAGUAGAGUUACAGGUUAAGAAGGAAAUUGUAAGGCUUGUGAAAGCCAAAUUUAUUAGACCAGCUAGAUAUGUAGAAUGA